Molecule: messenger RNA, 990 nt
Organism: Malurus melanocephalus (red-backed fairy wren)
Lineage: Eukaryota; Metazoa; Chordata; Aves; Passeriformes; Maluridae
Exons: 2
Biological process (GO): phagocytosis, engulfment; B cell receptor signaling pathway; complement activation, classical pathway
Cellular component (GO): immunoglobulin complex, circulating; blood microparticle; external side of plasma membrane
Molecular function (GO): immunoglobulin receptor binding; antigen binding
Source: RefSeq, a predicted model, not a curated record
GUGCAUCAUGAAGGGAGGUGAUAUGAGCAAAUACUUCAUGUACUGGUACCGUCAGGGCCCACGGGGCACUCUGGAAUGGAUUUACAGGGAGGGUGGUAUCUACGGAGAMGAUUUCCAACAUCGAUUUAAGGGAUCAGUGGACACCUCCGAGAACAGAUUCACACUGCGGAUCUGGGCGGUCAAGCAAGGGGACGCUGCAACGUAUUACUGCGCAACAAGUAUCACCCUGGAGCAGCUAUGCAGCAGAGUGGACCAAAAACYGACASAYAGGCAACACAGAUCUCUCAGCUUCUCUUUCUAACACCGGCUCCCCGGGGMCCUUGUCAGGCAAAGGCAKGUGCAGGAAACAUCCCUGUGGCUAAGGCAGCCCAGGAUCCCAGUGACAUUCUUCUCUACAAGGGCCAAUUUCUGGGCGAGUUGCCCACGGCCCCUUUGGCAGAACGCGCUCUCCGUGUGCGCAGCGCUGCUCUGUGCCCGCGGCCCCGGGGCCCGGGUUGGGUGUGCCGGGGGCGGGCAGAGGCGGGGCCGGGCGGCAGCGGCCCGAGCGCGGCUCCGCUCGGCUCCCGGGCGGCUGCGGCGGAGCCGGGGCCGGUCACCAUGUGGGCCGGGUUGGGACCGGGGCUGCUGGCCUUGGCUUUGGCCCUGUGGCCGGCAGGGCUCUGGGCACAGAUGAGGCUGGAGGAGGCUGGCGGAGGGCUGCGAGCGRCCGGGGAUUCCGUGACCCUCUCCUGCCGUGGAUCUGGAUUCAGCUUUCAUUAUUAUGAUAUUCGGUGGUACCGUCAGUCAUUCGGAGGCAUCUUCGAGUGGGUGUCUUGUAUUGGCCCAUAUUCUUCUGUCAAUUAAAGCGGGCCAGCAAUCGAGGGUCGAGCCUUGCUGUCAAAGAACAAUUCCGAGUCCRAGUCAUCCCUGUCCCUGUGGGCCCUGAAGCCCCAGGAUUCUGCCCAGUACUUCCGUGCCACUUCAGUAUCAGAAAAUCCAGCUGUGCUUUAG